AUGCUGGAAUAAAUUGAUAUGGAUAAAGUAAAAAGGUUUGAACACAUAGGUAAGCUUCUUUAUUGUUGUUUUUUUUGUAUGCUGUGUUAUUCAUUGUAGAUUGCAGGAAAGAACAUAACUUACAAUAUUUAUAGCCAAGUAUGUUACAUUGAGAUUAUCUAUUUUAGGCUAAUUUAACUUUUAUAUAUCCAAUGCAAUUUGGAAUAAGUCACUUUAUCUCUCCAUUUGCUUUGCUCUUUGUGGAUGCUAUUAUAUCAAAUUUCAGAAUGGGUUUUGUAAUAUAUUUAGGAACCUUCAAUGCUUUUACAUAUUUAUUAGGUUCAUUAAUGGUUGCAUCUUGUAGUGAAGAAUAGUAUUUUUUUUGUAAUGUACAACUCAUUUCUAAUUAGCCCUACACGUUGACAAUUACAAUAGGAAUUGAAACAUUUUUUGGAGGAAUUGCAAAUUGUAUAUUCUAUGUUUCUUAUGCUGUGUAUGCAAAUUCAUUAACUAAUUCUUAUAAUAAAUAAUUAUACCUUGGAAUAGCAUACUCUAUACUAUCAACUUGUUAAGUCUUAGGUAAUACAAUAGGUAAUAGUUAUAUUCAUUUUAGGAUAUUUAUUUUCAAAUAAGGUCUCCAUCUUUCAUUAUUAUCUAUUUCUAGUAAUUGGCAUUUUAUUUAUCUAAUUUUUUUUACUGUUUGUAAAAGAUAUUAGACCGAAAAAUUAGAGAUAAUCAUUAAUAUUUACAUAGUUAAUAAAAUAAUAAUUAGAUUAACUCAAAAUAGCAUUUUCUUAUCCUAAAUUUUAAUCAUUAAUACCAUACACACUAUUUUCCUCAAUGGUACCUUAUAAUAAAAUUAUGUAGCUCUAAGGCUGUUAUUUUAAUGUACUUCCAGUGCUUUUAAAGGGAGUUUUAGGGAAAACAGAUAAUCAAAAAUCAUUUAUAAUGUUCUUCUUUGGAGGAGUAGGAUCUCUAUUAGGAGGCUUUAUAAGUGGUAGAAUUGGGCAUUGGACAAGUUUAUUUAAUGUUGCAUGGCUUCAAACAUUCUUAGUUUGUGUAUUUUGUGUUUAAUCUUUGUAUUCUUAUGCUGAUAAGAUUUUAUUCAUGACCUAUACAAGUGGAUUAAAUUUAGGAUUAACAUAUUCAGGAUUGGAAGCAUUGCAUGCUAUGAUGAUAGCAAAAUUAAUAAAUAAAGAAAACUACUAUUAUGUAGCCAAUAGUGCUGUUUGUGUAUAACUAUAAAUAAUAAUAAUUAGAGUCUAGCAUCAACUCUUAUAUCUGUUGUGUUUAUUUUUUUGAGUAAAACCACAUUUAUGUAUUAUCUGUACUUUAUGGUCAUAUUGAUUUUCUUUAAUAUCACAUUUCUAGUAAUUUCAUAAAGAAAGUUCAAAAGUAUGAAAAAAAUUAGUCUUAUUAAUACAGAAUAAACAGAUUCGUUAACUAAAGAGUGA
Messenger RNA from Paramecium pentaurelia, 1433 nucleotides. NCBI's taxonomy places the organism in Eukaryota, Ciliophora, Oligohymenophorea, Peniculida, Parameciidae. The record is from the annotation of a GenBank genome assembly.